AUGCAUCCUGGGCCGUGGCUUCCACUACUUUGUUUCUGGGCUUCUUUUGCUGUGCAUGCAUGGAGAUGCAGAUGUGACGCCCUACUUUGUGUCAGAGCUCAAUUCUACAGUCCAGAAGCCUGGAGUACCGGUCACAUUAUCAUGUCCUGCCGAACUGCCAUGGUCCCAUAUUUCUUGGUUAUUCAACGGCAGACUAGUUGAGAAAACAUCGGAUGUGGACAUUCAGCCUGGUAACCUGACCAUUUUGUCUCUGGGUCUGCACCAUGCUGGCCGAUAUCAGUGCAUGAUCAACUCCAGCGACGGCUCUAUUAUUAGUACCCCUGCCAACGUGUCCGUGGCAUAUCUGGGUGACUUUGAUUUAGCCUCUAGAGUCAAUGUGGAGGCUGAAGAGGGAAGCACCGCCAUUAUAACAUGUGGCAUUCCACCCAGUGUUCCGCCUGCUCAGAUCCAUUACCGUGUGAGAGGGAAAUGGCUGGACAAAUCUACCGAUAAGUACUUCAUCCUACCCUCUGGAAACCUUCAGAUAGUAAAUGUGACGUUGGAGGAUCGGGGGCCCUAUAGAUGUGCCGUGUAUAACCCAGUCACACAUGAGCGGAAGAUAAGCCCCUCUGUAUACAAACUCGCUGUUACAGGUUCAUCCCACUCUGAUUUCAUCCCCGUACAACCAGUCCUUACUCAUCAUGUGUCUGUACAUCUGAAUGAGACCGUGACUCUGGAAUGUGCAGCCGGAGGGGUCUCUGCCCCCCAUGUUUCACUGGUAUAAAGAUGGGCAGAGUGUCACAGAUAAUAGAAGGACAUUGUUACAUACUAACCUUGUGAUCAAGACUGUGGAAAGACUGGAUGCUGGGAACUACUCUUGCCUAUUGGCCAAUGAAACCCAGGAAGUGGCUCGCAUGAACUACAUAGUCAUUGUUGUAGAAGCUCCACUGAUUUCCCGGGCCCCUGAGGACCAGACUGCACCAGCAGGCAGUGACGUCAUAUUUACCUGCGAGACCCGGGGUAAUCCAACUCCAAAUAUCACUUGGCUACACAACACCGUGAGCAUCUAUCCAUCAUCCCGCCGGCACCCACAGGGGAAAACACUACAGAUCAGCAAUGUGGCUGAAGAGGAUUCUGGGAUGUAUCAGUGUAUGGCAGACAAUGGAGUUGGUGUGGUCCAGGCCUCUGCCAGGCUCCAUAUACAAACAGGUUCAGGCUCCAGACCAGCUAUUGUGUCCCCGCCUACAAGUGUCAGCGUAGUGAUUGGAGAUUGGGUCACUUUAACCUGUAAUGCCACCGGAAACCCCACCCCUUCCAUCCGCUGGUAUGACACCCUCGGACCAAUCAGCAGUCAUCCCUCCCAGAUCCUUCGGCCUAAACCCCGUAAGGCAUUACAGUCCAAGAUGGCAGACACCCCCAUCCAAGAUCCGCUACAUGUGAUCAUGUCUCAUCCAGGAACCAGCUCCUUGUAC
Messenger RNA from Staurois parvus, 1451 nucleotides. NCBI's taxonomy places the organism in Eukaryota, Metazoa, Chordata, Amphibia, Anura, Ranidae. The record is from the annotation of a GenBank genome assembly.